Messenger RNA from Penaeus indicus, 1298 nucleotides. Its product is annotated as ABC transporter F family member 4-like. Bases 4 to 960 code for a protein of 318 amino acids. Lineage: Eukaryota; Metazoa; Arthropoda; Malacostraca; Decapoda; Penaeidae. The transcript is spliced from 4 exons. The record is from RefSeq and is a predicted model, not a curated record.
AUCAUGGGGGCUGGGAGUGCCAAGGGGCUACAGCAGCCUGACGAGGACGAAGAGGAUCGGUUUUCGUCCUCGAGCGAGCAAUGGGGCAACGACCAGUCUGCUUCAGACGACAGCGGAAGGAAAGACCGGGACACGUCGCCCGAGUCCGACGUAGAGCCGAAAGCGCCGCCUGCAGUAGAGAACGGCGAGAGUUCGGGGCAUGAGGAGAUGGAGGGGAAGAGGAGAGGCCUUUUCCACUUCUCCAAAAAGAAGGACGAGAGCGACAAAGACAGAGUCGACGAGUUCGUGGACGAAACGAACGAGGACGACAAAAAGAAGAAAGGGGGAACGAAGAACAACAAAGACAAUGCGAAGAAGGACAAUGAGAAGAAGGGCUUCAGACUCUUCGGCUGGAGGAAGGACGACAAGAAGAACGAGAAGGACGAAGCCCUCGACGACGACAUCAACGACCUCGAGAAGACCUUCGACUCCCUCGGGAUCGUCGGCAAGAACUCGUGGGGCGACGCUCCUGCAAACCCCCCGAAGGAGGCGGUGGACGACCUGGAGCUCCUGGAGCCCAUGAGGAAGAGAAAAAACGUCCGAGUGCGAGGUCCGAAGGGCAUGAACGGCGUCGUGGCGGGAGGGACCAAAGGGCAGAGCGGCAGCGGAGGGAGCGGGAACAGCGACUUGGGAUCGACCACGUCAAGAAGGACCUUCAAGUACUCGUGGGAGACGGAGACGGGGUCCUCAACGCCGAAGCAGCAGGAGGACGAGUGGGAGUACAAAGCGGUUGUGAUCGAGGGCUUCGAUAUAGAGAAGUUUAGGAAAGCGAAUGUAAAGGAGCAGGUGUUCGACAGCACUAGCCUUCCCAAUGCCAUAGGGGACGACUUCACCACACGAGAAAUGAAGUCUCCUCCCUUGCGGUAUGACCAGAACGAGCAACAAAUCCUAGCGAGCAUUGAACGAGACUUCAUCCACUGAUAGAGAGAGAGCGAGUACAAAGGUAUUUCAUUAAGUGUUAGUGUAUGGAUAGUGGUAACUUAAUAAAGAAAGGAAAGAAAAAGAAAAGAUAAGAAAAGAAAAAAACUACACGAAUACUUGUUUAAAAAACUAUAAGAAAAUAUAUGGAAAGAAAAGGAAACUGAACAUACGUUAUAAAGGGAUAUAGUGAAAGUAGUGCUUGGAAUUCACGAAACGAAAUAAGGCAUAUCACUUUAUUUCGACAAUACUUUUAACAAAGUCCGUGAAAUAGAAGUGAAAAGUGAAAAAUGGGAAAAGUGUCAAUAGUGGAAGGAAGUGUUCUUUCUGUGACUGAUAAA